Molecule: messenger RNA, 744 nt
Organism: Eruca vesicaria subsp. sativa (arugula)
Lineage: Eukaryota; Viridiplantae; Streptophyta; Magnoliopsida; Brassicales; Brassicaceae
Source: the annotation of a GenBank genome assembly
AUGUUAAUUGAGUACCUCUUUGAGAAGUUCCCUGAUACUGAUCUUGCGGGUGAGAUAUCCAUUGAUGAUCUACAGUCCUGUUACAAAGAAUCAAAACAAAAAUUUGAUGUGGAUCCAGUCUUUAAGAAAAAGGCACAACUAGCCGUGGUCCGUAUACAGGGUGAAGAUCCUGUUUACUGCAAAACGUGGGCUAAGAUUUGUGAAACCAGUCGAACCGAAUGUGCCACGGUUUAUCAACGCCUUCAGAUUGAGCUUGUAAGAAAAGAAAGCUUUUACAAACCUUAUAUACCUAGCAUGAUUGAGGAAUUGAGUGACAAAGGGUUGGUUGAAGAGAGUAAGGGAGCUCGUGUGAUUAAAACCAAGGGAGACUCUAACACACUCAUACUUGUAAAGAGUGAUGGUGCUUACACCUAUGCUACAACAGAUAUGGCUGGUCUUUGGUACCGGCUCAAUGAAGAGAAAGUUGAGUGGAUUAUUUAUGUUACAGAUGUUGGUCAGGCAAAGCACUUUGAAACUUUCUUCAAAGUAGUCAAUGGAGAAGAUGGCAAGAAAUUUAAAACCCGGGAGAGUAAAACAGUCCCACUAACUGACUUGCUAGAUGAGGCCAUGACUCGAAGUAAAGCUUCCAUUACUAAGCGUGCUGAAGAGGCUAGAGACGCUAAGGAAUGGACACCAGAGGAGAUAGACAAAACAGCUGAGGGACAUCCCAGGAUUAGCUCCUCCACAGCAUUCGAGGAAGUUUAG